AUGGGCGUCAACGUUAUCACCCACCAGCCCGGCACUGGCGCCACCCCCACCAAGGGCCAGACUGUCACCAUCGAGUACACCGGCUUCCUGAAGGACACUUCGCAGCCCGACAACAAGGGCAAGAAGUUCGACUCUUCCGUCGGCCGCGGCGACUUCGUCGUCAAGAUCGGUGUCGGUCAAGUCAUUCGCGGUUGGGACGAGGGUGUCACCCAGAUGAAGGUCGGCGAGAAGGCCACCCUCGACAUCUCCAGUGACUUUGGCUACGGUGCCCGCGGCUUCACCGGCCACAUCCCCCCCAACGCCGACCUCAUCUUCGAUGUCGAGCUGAAGAAGGUCCAGUAAAUCAGACGGGGACAUGGUGCGCGGACGGUUACACGGAUUCGUUAUCGGCUGGUCUAGAAACCGCACGAUGCGCGUGAUAUCUUAGUAGUGUGCCAAUACCACUGAUUGAAUCA
Molecule: messenger RNA, 455 nt
Organism: Verticillium alfalfae VaMs.102
Lineage: Eukaryota; Fungi; Ascomycota; Sordariomycetes; Glomerellales; Plectosphaerellaceae
Product: FK506-binding protein 1B
Exons: 4
Coding region: 1-342 (113 amino acids)
Molecular function (GO): peptidyl-prolyl cis-trans isomerase activity
Source: RefSeq, a predicted model, not a curated record